This is a messenger RNA of Linum tenue, 318 nucleotides long. The record is from the annotation of a GenBank genome assembly. NCBI's taxonomy places the organism in Eukaryota, Viridiplantae, Streptophyta, Magnoliopsida, Malpighiales, Linaceae.
AUGAUCACCGACGGAAGCUUCAAGACGUGUCUGUUACAGCACUGCUUCGAUCUAGACGAAACCCUGUCCCUCCCCACCGACAUCCCCCGUCAGGUUGCGGAUUCCAUCUCCUUGAUCGACAGAUUGCCUACGGCUGCCGCUCCUCCGUCCGAUGGCGAUCCGUGUCCUAUUUGCCGGGAAGGAUUCCCGCCGGAAGAGAGCACCGGAGGCGGCAAAAGAGUGCCGUGUGGACACGUGUUUCAUGCGGCUUGCAUCUCCUCCUGGCUCUCUAACUCCAGUGGUUCAUGUCCUCUAUGCCGCCGCGGCAUCUCCGCCUGA